This is a messenger RNA of Kwoniella shivajii, 1698 nucleotides long. RefSeq lists its product as uncharacterized. Gene Ontology annotation, molecular function: protein-arginine omega-N symmetric methyltransferase activity. The record is from RefSeq and is a predicted model, not a curated record. Gene Ontology annotation, cellular component: mitochondrion. Lineage: Eukaryota; Fungi; Basidiomycota; Tremellomycetes; Tremellales; Cryptococcaceae. The transcript is spliced from 6 exons. Bases 1 to 1698 code for a protein of 565 amino acids.
AUGUCGAUAGCAUCGUCCUCCUCUAGGUGUAUGAGGACCUUCCUCUCUCGAUCUGUCAAACAUAACUCCUUACGGCCAGUGUCGAAGAAGCUCAGAGUCGAAAUCCCUCUAUUCCUAUUACCAUCUUUAACGAAAAGAUACCAAUCUACUUCAUCUGAUAAUUCACCGAAACAACGAGAUAAAGAACGAUAUAACUUCAACACUUCAUUGAGCUGGUCGGAAUCUCCUGAUCCUGAUCAUGUUCAUUGGAGAAGAGUUACAGCUGCAGAGCUAACUUCUCGUAAAGAACCUCCUACAAGAGUGAAAAUGUUAGUCAGAGACUUUAUCGAUGAUAGUUUAUAUAAUCCACAUUACGGUUAUUUCUCUAGAAACGCAACUAUAUUUACACCACCAAAGGAAGGAUUCAAUUUCUCUUCUUUUCAAGAUACAGCUGCCUUUCAAGAAGCCGUAGCUGAGAGAUACGAAAAAGAAUAUGGAUUAGAACCUACUACUGGUCAAACAGGUGGUUUAGGUAGACAGGUUUGGCAUACACCCACAGAAUUAUUCAAGCCAUACUACGCACGUAUACUUCUCACAGCAAUACUCCAAUCAUACAAAUUAAAUCAUUUCCCACAUGAACCUCUAAUCCUGUAUGAAGUAGGAGCUGGAAACGGUUCAUUCAUGAUAGAUUCGUUAUCCUAUUUGAAAGAAAAUCAUCCUGAGAUAUACGAAAGGACUCAAUAUCGAAUCAUCGAAAUUUCAUCUUCUUUAGCUAAAGGUCAAAGAGCCCGUGCUGAGAAGGAAGGUUUCGGUGAUAAAGUUGAAGUUAUAAAUUCAGACUUCUUCAAAUGGGAAGGUAAAAAAGAUGGUGAAGAAGCUUGUUUCGUUGUUGCUUUGGAAGUUUUUGAUAAUUUCGCCCAUGACAUGAUUCGAUAUGACAUUUCAACACUUACACCAUUUCAAGCAGUAGUAGCCAUCGAUGCCUCCGGGGACUUUUCACUUCUUUACGAACCUGUUAAUGAUCCUUUAAUAAGAAGAGUAUUAGCUUAUCGAAGAUUAUUACCACCUUCUUCAUCAACUUCACCGCCAUUUUCAACACCUUUACUUUAUUCAUCUUUACUCCGAUCUUUAUAUUCCAGUUUACCUUUUUCACCUAAUUUAUCUGAACCAGAUUUCAUACCUACGAAAUCCAUCUUGUUUAUGGAGAGAUUAAGGGAGAAAUUACCUGGACACAGAUUAUUAGUAGCUGAUUUCGAUCAAUUACCAGAUGCUGUACAAGGUAGGAAUGGUCCGGUAGUACAAACUAGAUAUGGUGGAAGUAUGGUUCCUUGUGAAACCUUUUUAGUCAAACAAGGUUAUUUCGAUAUAUUCUUUCCGACCGACUUUGAAUUACUCAGAGACAUCUACUCGGUCAUUAUGAAUUCACCUUCCCAAUCUCUAUCAUCCACUUCCCUCCCUUCUUCUACUUCUACAUCAUCAAUGCCAUCGUCCACCCCUACUUCCGCUUCAGUCCCUUCAAGGUCGAAAUCAAGUCCAGUGGGACUUCAAAGAGAUUUCUUCUCAGGUGUGAGAGGGUUCAGAAGACGUCAAGUGAACAUAUACACUCAUUCCGAAUUCACAGAUAAGUUUGGCGAGAAAGAUACCAUCAGUAAAACGAAUUUGAAAAAUGGUGAAAAUGUCAUGAAAGUCAUGUAUGGCAAUGCCAAAGUCAUGUUUUAG